Molecule: messenger RNA, 390 nt
Organism: Suricata suricatta (meerkat)
Lineage: Eukaryota; Metazoa; Chordata; Mammalia; Carnivora; Herpestidae
Product: antileukoproteinase-like
Exons: 3
Coding region: 1-390 (129 amino acids)
Biological process (GO): innate immune response; antibacterial humoral response
Cellular component (GO): extracellular region
Molecular function (GO): peptidase inhibitor activity
Source: RefSeq, a predicted model, not a curated record
AUGAAAGCCAGCAGCCUCUUCACCUUCACGGUGCUCCUUGCCCUUAACAUCCUCACAUCCUGGACCGUGGAAAGUACUACCAUAGGAGAAGCUAAGAGUGGAGACUGCCCUGACACACCUCAGUACCAAUGCCUCGUGUACGAGCCCGGUGAAUGCCAGAGUGACUGGCAGUGUCUAGGGAAGAAGAAAUGCUGUUAUAUCUAUUGUAGCACCAAAUGCAUGGAUCCUGUAGACCCAGCAAAGCAAGUUAAGGUCAAUCCUGGGAGGUGCCCGGUGGUCAUUGGCGAGUGUAAGGAGCCCAACCCCACGGACACCUGUCUGAAUGACGGUGACUCCCUGGACAAUCUCAAGUGUUGCAAGGAGCCGUGUGGGUGGGUAUUCAUGUGUUGA